Molecule: messenger RNA, 240 nt
Organism: Penicillium macrosclerotiorum
Lineage: Eukaryota; Fungi; Ascomycota; Eurotiomycetes; Eurotiales; Aspergillaceae
Exons: 2
Coding region: 1-240 (79 amino acids)
Source: RefSeq, a predicted model, not a curated record
AUGCAAAGAAGGACCCUCUCCUGGGCUCAAGAAACCAGCGCCGAGGAAAUUUAUCAGCAGGUCCUGAAGCAGAACCCCAGCUUCAACAUCUCUGAUUUUUCUGGAUUUGGUUCCUCUGUUACUGAGGAUGCUGAGGAGGAAGACGCAAAGGUUGAUCAAGAAACUGGAACUUCCAAACGUGCAACUAACAUCAAGGACAAAGUCAUUUGUUCUGAAAACAAGUGUUAUUUCGGUUCAUGA